CGAACCAGAAACCAAUAAACCCUAAAAUAUUGCUGUAAGCCUCGCUUGUUAACAAAGAAGAAGAGAAAGAGAGACUGAUCAAAGUAAAGAUCAUGUUGAGGCAAGGAUUGAAAGCCAAAUCAUCGUUUUGCUUUUGCAAUCUUAAAUUAAACCUACAUCAAUCUCGAUUCACUCCAACGCCGUCCCUGUUCCGCAUCUUCAGCUUCAUCCAUAGCGACAAUGGAGACGCCAGACGGCCACGAUUCAACUCUAGAGAACUACCCAAUCGCGAUAACGAUAACGACGGACGAAGACCCAGCUCCGGUUAUGAAUCAAAACAUCGAGGGUUACGUGAGGUAGAUGACGAAAUCAGUGGCUUGAAGACUCGUGUUUUACCUUCUGAGUCAUCUUCGACGGGUAGUCAGCUGGGACAGGAGUUUCUUGAGAAAUUCAGACUUGGGUUUGAUAAAGGUGAAAAAAAUGAUUCAAGGGUUUCAGAAACUUCUUCAAUUCUCAACGAGAACCAAGCUUCUCCUCCUCCUGAUGCAGAUGAAAUCUUCAAGAAAAUGAAGGAAACUGGUUUAAUUCCAAAUGCAGUAGCAAUGCUUGAUGGUCUCUGUAAGGAUGGGUUGGUUCAAGAAGCUAUGAAGCUGUUUGGUUUGAUGAGAGAAAAAGGGACUAUGCCUGAGGUUGUAAUAUACACUGCAGUUGUUGAAGGUUUCUGUAAAGCACAAAAACUGGAUGAGGCCAUGAGGAUUUUCAGAAAGAUGCAGAAAAAUGGAAUUUCACCUAAUGCAUUCAGCUACACAGUGUUCAUCAAGGGAUUAUACGAAGGGAAUCAGUUGGAAGAUGCUGUUGAGCUUUGUUUAGAGAUGUUGGAGGCUGGGCAUUCGCCAAAUAUGGCUACGUUUGUGGCCAUUGUUGAUUGUUUUUGUAGGGAAAAGGGUGUUGAAGAAGCUCAACGUGCCAUUGGAGAAUUGAGGCAGAAAGGAUGUUGUUUCGAUGAAAGAGCUGUUAAAGACUAUUUGGAGAAGAAAGGGCCAUACUUGGCGAUUGUAUGGGAGGCGAUUUUUGGGAAGAAGAAUCAGGAAAGGCCUUUCUGAUGUAAGUUUGUCAAUUGUUUGAUUUAAAGUUGAUGAUUUUGAUAUGGGCAAAAGACUGGUUGAUGAUAUUCUAUGGAGAGAAUGAUAAAAGUUUAGCUUCAUUUCAUAAUAAUUUUAUCCUAUUAGCUUACUUCAAUUUAGCCUGAUUA
Messenger RNA from Impatiens glandulifera, 1231 nucleotides. RefSeq names its product pentatricopeptide repeat-containing protein At4g38150. Gene Ontology annotation, molecular function: protein binding. NCBI's taxonomy places the organism in Eukaryota, Viridiplantae, Streptophyta, Magnoliopsida, Ericales, Balsaminaceae. The record is from RefSeq and is a predicted model, not a curated record. The transcript has a single exon. The coding region runs from base 93 to 1082 and encodes 329 amino acids.